AUGCUUUGCCUUAUUUCAUUUUUGAGUUUGCUUGCAGGUGCCUUUGGCCUUGCAAUUCGCUAUGACAAUUCGAGUUUCAACUCUAUUUCCUUUCAUGGCGCACAGUACGAGUUCUUCGAUAUAAGAACUCUUUACAAAUUAAUCUUUAACGAGACCUUGCAAUGGAUCGAAUCUUCCGAGAAUUGGAUUUAUGCUCACGAUGGUCCCGAGCGCUGGUUGAAUAUUUCAACCGAUCGCUUCGACUUUUAUCGUUUGAAUGAGGAUCGUAUUGAAGACCGCCUCGAUUACUUCUUUUAUUCACUUCCUUAUUACGACUAUGAGGGCUCCGAUUGGGAUUACGAUGACUACGACAAUGACUAUGAGGAUACGAUGACUACAGAGACCCUUUCUUCGGCAAGCGCGACUUGGUAUCUUGUUUCGAGAACGGAAAAACGCAGGCUAAUUCGUGUUGCCGCGGCGCCUGUCUUCCGUCUCAAAAUUCACUCGAUUGUCCCGGAAGGUGUUAUGCGUGCUUGCAUAAUGGUCAAAUGUCAUGCCUUAAAGGCAACCGCAAGAUUAAGCAAUCCAAUGCUAUUAAUGGUGCUUGCUACGCACUUUAAGAAUUCCUUGCUAAGAAGUCUCACAUUUGAUUUUUUUUGA
This is a messenger RNA of Schizosaccharomyces japonicus yFS275, 639 nucleotides long. RefSeq lists its product as hypothetical. Lineage: Eukaryota; Fungi; Ascomycota; Schizosaccharomycetes; Schizosaccharomycetales; Schizosaccharomycetaceae. The transcript has a single exon. Bases 1 to 639 code for a protein of 212 amino acids. The record is from RefSeq and is a predicted model, not a curated record.